UAUGAGGUCAAUCUAAGCUUUGAAAACCACUUGGGCCUUAAUGAAAGAAACCUCUUCAAAGCAACCAGUAGAGCCACCGGGAACUUUAGACUGCUGUUAUUUAUGGUAUUAACACAAAGAGGCAUCAUUGAUUAAGACAAAAAAAUCAUCCUUCCGAACUUCUCGGCUUCGCAGCAAUGCCGUGGCUUUUACUUGCCUUUAUCUUUACGCACGAUCUCACUGGAGCGGUGCCCGCCGAGAAGUGCGCCUCUGCGUGCGACGUGAGCAUGUGCCCGAGCCCCAGCUGUCCCGGCGGGUACGUCCUGGACCGAUGCAACUGCUGCCUGGUGUGUUCACCGAGCGAGGGAGACCCCUGCGGCCGCAAGAACGACCUGCCCUGCGGGCAAGGCUUGGAAUGCAAGCUGUUUGCAGCGGGGAGGCGGCGAGGGUCCAAGGGGGUCUGCCGGUGUAAGAAGGAGCACGAAGUGUGUGGAAGCGACGGGAAAACGUACAACAGUGUGUGUAAGCUGAGAGCAGCCAGCCGUAAAGCUCAGCAGAUGGGGAGACCCGCAGUUAACCAAGCGCACAAAGGUCCAUGUUCAUGUUCAGACGCAGGUGGUUCCCUGGUUCAUCUCAGCAGCCCUCGCUACAAGUUUAACUUCAUCGCUGAUGUAGUGGAGAAAAUAGCACCUGCUGUUGUCCACAUUGAGCUGUUUGUAAGACAUGCUCUGUUUGGUCGCCGCACGCAUCUCUCCAGUGGCUCGGGUUUUAUUGUGACCCAGUCAGGUGUGAUUGUGACCAAUGCUCAUGUAGUAACGACAGCGGGUAGGGUAACAGGGAGGCCCCAGCUUCGCGUUCAGCUCCAUGACGGCGACAUCUACGAGGCUGUGGUCAGAGAUGUAGACAGGAAGGCAGACAUCGCCACAAUCAAGGUCAAUCCACAGAAGACACUUCCUGCACUGUCUCUGGGCCGUUCAGCUGAUCUGCGGCCAGGGGAGUUUGUGGUUGCUAUCGGCAGCCCCUUCGCCUUGCAGAACACCGUCACCACCGGGAUCGUCAGCACAGCACAGAGAGACGGCAAGGAGCUGGGCAUCAAAGACUCAGACAUGGACUACAUCCAGACUGACGCUAUUAUUAAUUACGGCAAUUCUGGAGGGCCUCUUGUUAACUUGGAUGGCGAGGUGAUAGGUAUCAACACUCUGAAAGUCACAGCAGGCAUCUCCUUCGCCAUUCCCUCAGAUAGGAUCAGCCACUUCCUCACAGAGUCACAGAUCAAACACGACAAAGAAACGAAGAGACGUUUUUUAGGCAUCAGGAUGCUCACAAUCACACCAGCUUUAGUAGCAGAGUUAAAACAUCACAACCCAGACUUUCCUGAUGUCAGCAGUGGCGUUUUGGUGCAACAGGUCAUACCUGACACUCCUGCAGGAAAUGGAGGCAUUAAGGAAGGUGAUGUUAUAGUGAAGCUGAAUGGGCAACCAGUGGAGAAAACUGAAGACAUCCAUGAAGUGCUGCAGGGUGACCAGCCUCUGCUGCUGGAGAUUCAUCGAGGCAGUGAUGACUUGCUGUUCAGCCUCCACCCUCAGGUUAUAUUACACUGAACAAUAAGACAGUUAACUUGUUUUAAAUUUGAAUAAAUGUUGGACAAGACUUAAUAUACUGUAGUGGCAUUAAAGCUCCAUUCAGCCAUGGGCACUAUACUGCAAGGAAUUAUGAAUAGGCUAUAUACAGAAAUAUGAACUGAUCUGAGACCGUUUCCCUUCUGAUUUCUAAUCAAACAUAAAAUCUGAGCAUUUCCUGUCCAUCUGUACUGAUGAUGUUUUGUUUGAUGGAUUAUUUCUGAAUGACAAUACACAACUUGGGGGUGACUUUGUAUGGUACAUGCCGCAGUUUGUUACAGUUCUCAAAAUAUUGUAAAGGAAAUAUAUUGCACUGUAUAGCAUAUUUAGGGAGGCUCAUAGAGUUUCAGAAUAAAAGCUCCAAAGACUGAUCUACA
Monopterus albus (swamp eel) is the source of this 1975-nucleotide messenger RNA. RefSeq names its product HtrA serine peptidase 3a (gene htra3a). Gene Ontology annotation, cellular component: extracellular region. Gene Ontology annotation, molecular function: serine-type endopeptidase activity; protein binding. Gene Ontology annotation, biological process: proteolysis. NCBI's taxonomy places the organism in Eukaryota, Metazoa, Chordata, Actinopteri, Synbranchiformes, Synbranchidae. The record is from RefSeq and is a predicted model, not a curated record. Bases 177 to 1580 code for a protein of 467 amino acids. The transcript is spliced from 9 exons.